Messenger RNA from Hirsutella rhossiliensis, 2304 nucleotides. RefSeq names its product transferrin receptor-like domain-containing protein. The transcript is spliced from 4 exons. The coding region runs from base 1 to 2304 and encodes 767 amino acids. The record is from RefSeq and is a predicted model, not a curated record. Gene Ontology annotation, molecular function: carboxypeptidase activity. NCBI's taxonomy places the organism in Eukaryota, Fungi, Ascomycota, Sordariomycetes, Hypocreales, Ophiocordycipitaceae.
AUGAUGAGCCGCCGCUCCGAAAGGACGCCCCUCCUCCAGACCGUCCGUGUCGGCCCUCACCGGAACCGCUAUCCGCACAACACCCGCCGCCGCUUCUGCACCAUCGCCUGCGCCUCGCUGCUCAUCUGCGGCUUCGUUUCCUUCCUCACCCACGUCUUCUUCAUCUGGCCUCAUCACCAUCAUCACGCGCCCCAUAGCCGCUAUUCCCUCUCGGGACGCGGCGGCAACAAAGUCAGCCACGAAAGGCUCCGCGACAUCCUGCUUGCCACUCCCUCGGCAGAGCACGCAAAGGAAUGGAGUCGCUACUACACCUCGGGCCCGCACCUGGCUGGCAAGAACUAUUCGCAGGCCGAGUGGACCAUGAAUAAGUGGCAGGGCUGGGGCAUCCAGUCUAGCAUCGUCCCCUACGACGUCUACAUCAACUAUCCCGUCGACCACAGCCUUUCCUUGCUCAAGCAGUCUGACAAGUCCGAUUCCUGGGACCUUGCCUUUGAGGCUUCCCUGGCGGAAGACGUCUUGGAAGAGGAUCCGACCACGGCUCUCGACACCGCCAUCCCCACUUUCCACGGCUACUCGGCCAGCGGAAAUGCCACGGCCCCCUUUGUCUACGUGAAUUACGGCACCUAUAGCGACUUUGAAGACCUGGUUAGCGCCGGCGUCGACCUCAAGGGCAAGAUUGCCGUUGCCCGGUAUGGUCGUGUUUUUCGCGGCCUCAAGGUCAAGCGCGCCCACGAAAUGGGCAUGGUGGCCGUUCUCAUCUACAGCGACCCCGGCGAGGAUGGCGACAUGACCGACGAGGGCGGAUAUGACUACUACCCCAAGGGCCCCGCCCGGAAUCCAAGCAGCGUGCAGCGUGGGAGCGUUCAAUACCUUAGCGUGCGCCCCGGUGAUCCAACCACCCCUGGCUAUCCUUCCAAGCCGGGCGCUCCUCGUGCACCGCCGCAUGAUUCGACGCCCCCCAUUCCCUCCAUCCCCAUCUCCUAUGCCGACGCCAUCCCUAUCCUCAAAGCUCUCAAUGGCCACGGACUCCAGGCGGCUGAGCUGGGCGCGAGCUGGUCAAGGAAUCUCGUCCUCAAUCUGACCAACGAGCAGAGCUACACGACGACUCCCCUGUGGGACGUCAUUGGCGUCGUCAACGGCACCAUUCCAAACGAGGUCAUUGUUGUCGGCAAUCAUCGAGAUGCGUGGAUUGCUGGCGGAGCCGCCGACCCAAACAGCGGCUCGGCCAUCCUCAACGAAGUUAUUCGAGGCGUCGGCAAGGCCCUCGAGGCUGGCUGGAAGCCACUGCGCACCAUUGUCUUUGCCAGCUGGGACGGCGAGGAGUACGGCCUCAUUGGCAGCACCGAAUGGGUCGAAGAGUACAUCCCCUGGCUCUCCGAGGCCAACGUCGCCUACAUCAACGUCGACGUCGGCGCCGCCGGGCCCGUCUUCAAGACCGCUGCGGCGCCGCUGCUUCACCAAGUCCUCCGAGACGCCACAAACCUGGUCCCGUCUCCCAACCAGACGACGCCGGGCCAGACCGUCGGAGACGUGUGGGACGGCAGAAUCAGAACCAUGGGCAGCGGCAGCGACUUCACCGCGUUCCAGGACUAUGCCGGCGUUCCCUGCAUCGACAUGAGCUUCAAGCCCGGGCGCGCCGACCCCGUCUACCACUACCACAGCAACUACGACAGCUUCCACUGGAUGGAGGAGUACGGCGAUCCUGGCUUCAAGUACCACGUGGCCAUGGCCAAGGUGCUCGGAAUGCUCGUCGCCGAGCUCAGCAACACAAUCGUCAUUCCCUUUAACGCCACCGAGUACGCCCGUGCCUUGGACAGCUACCUCGACAUGGUCCAAGAUAAGCUCCACCCCGGCAAGGAGUCUGACUCCCGGGCGCGCUCGUCCAGCGAAGUCAAGGGCAGCGCCGACGCCUUUGAAGAGAGCCUCAAGACCCUGCGCGAGUCCCUCGCCGGGCUGCGCGUCAAGGCCAGCGAGCUCGACGGGCGCGCCGCCUGGGCGAACCGCAAGCUCGAGGACGGCCUUCCCUGGUGGAACAUCAUUGCCAAGAUCAAGCUGUGGAUCACCAUUGCCAACGUCAACACGCAGUUCAAGCACAUGGAGCGCCACUUUCUCUUCGAGGGCGGGCUCGACAACCGAAGCUGGUAUAAGCACGUCGUGUUCGCGCCCGGUCUGUGGACGGGCUAUUCGGGAGACGUGUACCCGGGCCUGAUGGAGAGCAUCGCGGCCAAGGACUACACCAACGGCCUCAAGUGGGCCGGCAUCAUUGACCGAUGCGUGGCCCGGGCUACUCGUGGGAUACAAUAG